Lates calcarifer (barramundi perch) is the source of this 5965-nucleotide messenger RNA. It is a transcript of the gene kdm6a, whose product is annotated as lysine (K)-specific demethylase 6A. The record is from RefSeq and is a predicted model, not a curated record. Gene Ontology annotation, cellular component: MLL3/4 complex. NCBI's taxonomy places the organism in Eukaryota, Metazoa, Chordata, Actinopteri, Centropomidae. Gene Ontology annotation, molecular function: chromatin DNA binding; histone H3K27me2/H3K27me3 demethylase activity; RNA polymerase II cis-regulatory region sequence-specific DNA binding. Gene Ontology annotation, biological process: regulation of gene expression; heart development.
UGCAACGUUGCAACAAACAUCCUUGACAGCCGCCCCCCAUAGACAAAUAUGACAGGUAUUUCGACCAAUAGGUUGCCUUAAAAUACAGUUACGUAAUCAUAAUAUAGCGUAAGGACCCAAUCAUGAGACUUGGGGCGGGUCUUAGAAGCCCAUUUGAUGUGUGCGUGCGUGUGUUCGUUCGCGUGUGCGCAACACAUCAACUGGAGACAGUCAUGUGACCGCAGACACAGACCACUGAUUGGUCAGGAUGGGCAGAGGGCGUGCCGACGGUGGCGGCGUGCGUUUGCCUCUGUGACACAAUUACAACAACUUUGAGCCGAUGGUUGGGGAAGUUUGCGAUAUUAUCAAAUAACACUCACUCCUAAAUCCCAACAUUACAUCAACUUCAUGCAUAAAUUGGCACUGGAAUACACGCUGUGUUUUGAUGUACAAUGAGGAGUGUGGAAGGUAAUUUGAAGGGAUCAUUUCCUUGAGGAUUUGGCAAGAAUUACGCUACGCCCCGUUUUAGUCCUGGAUAGGUGUGCAACACUUUGGUUGUUAUUGCAUUUUGCCGGAGUUGCUCGGUCCCGUUGAUCUUGCCGUUUCUUUUCCAUGAAAUCGUGCGGAGUGUCGCUCACCGCCGCUGCCUCUGCUGCUGCCCGGAGUCUCGGCGUUGCUGGUAAUGACGAGGAGAAAAUGGCGUCGGGAAAAGCGACUGAAAUCGAAGAGGACUUUCCGAAGCUAACAGCGCAAGAGAAAGAGAGCUUGGUCGGAAUUGACAGUUCACUGUUUGGAUUUCAUAGGCUUCAAGAAGAUGGCGCCAGAACGAAGGCCUUGCUGUUAAAGGCUGUUAGCUGCUAUGAUGCCCUCAUCCUAAAAGCAGAGGGGAAAGUGGACCCUGACAUUUUCUGUCAGCUGGGCCACUUCAACCUCCUGCUGGAGGACUAUGAAAAAGCAUUAUCUGCAUACCAGAGGUACUUCAGUUUACAGUCGGACUACUGGAAGAAUGCUGCCUUUUUAUAUGGCCUUGGCAUGGUCUACUUCCGUUACAACGCAUUUCAGUGGGCAAUCAAGGCGUUCCAGGAGGUGCUUUACAUCGACCCCAGCUUCUCAAGAGCUAAAGAGAUUCACCUGAGGCUGGGACUCAUGUUUAAAGUCAACACAGACUACGAGUCGAGCUUAAAGCAUUUUCAGCUGGCUUUGAUCGACUCUAAUCUCUGCACUUUGUCCAAAGCUGAAAUUCAGUUUCACAUUGCUCAUUUGUAUGAGAUCCAGAAGAAAUACAGAGCGGCAAAAGAAGCGUAUGAAAGUCUGUUGCAGACGGAAAAUCUUCCUGCGCAGGUGAAGGCGACCACUCUGCAACAACUUGGCUGGAUGCAUCACACGGUGGAGCAGCUCGGCGAUAAAGGCACCAAGGACAGCUAUGCCAUCCAGUGUCUGCAGAAGUCUUUAGAAGCAGACCCAAACUCUGGCCAGUCCUGGUACUUUCUCGGCAGGUGCUACUCGAGUAUUGGGAAGGUGCAGGAUGCCUUCAUCUCUUACCGUCAGUCCAUUGAUAAGUCGGAGGCCAGUGCUGACACCUGGUGCUCCAUAGGGGUGCUCUACCAGCAGCAGAACCAGCCUAUGGAUGCACUGCAGGCCUACAUCUGUGCUGUUCAACUGGACCACAGCCACGCCGCUGCCUGGAUGGACCUGGGCACCCUCUACGAAUCCUGCGGCCAGCCGCAUGACGCUAUCAAGUGCUACAUCAAUGCUACACGCAGCAGGGCCUGCCUCAACACUGCUGCACUCACACAACGCAUCAAACUGCUGCAGGCUCAGUUGUGUAAUCUACAGCCAGGUAGUCUGCAGAAUAAGAGUAAAAUGCUUCCUAGUAUUGAGGAGGCGUGGAGCCUACCCAUUCCUGCUGAGCUCACGUCCAGGCAGGGGGCCUUGAACACUGCACAGGCACAGCAGGCCUGCAAGGGGGAGGGAGGCCAGUCCGCUAGUAAUCACACAGACCCACAGGCCAGUCCUGCUAAGAGGAAACGCACUGCCAGUCCAGCUAAGAGUGUUGCAGACUCAUGGGCAAACAGCACCAAUCAACAGCAGAUCCCCAGCUGGUACUUAACACCACAGAAGCUUCAGCUCCUGGAUCACUUGCGGACCAACCGAGCAAACCUCAAGCCCCCACAGGUGCAGAUGCUGGAGCAGCUGGAGAACCAGUUCUCUCUCAUGCAGCAACAUCAGCAGCAGAUGAGGCAGGCAGUAGCGGGUGGCCAGCCGCGGCCCAGCCUCCCCAAUGGUCCUUUGGCUGAGCCCUCUCACCACCUUGCAGGCCUCUCCCGCAGCUCCCCCCUCAAUCACACAGCCACUCAACCCCCGUGUGUCACCCAGCCCACAGCCAAUGGAUCCUGUUCUUCGAGUCCUUCAGCGGGGCCACUGGGACACCUGGACAAAAAUCACACCCUGGGACUGGGAGGUGGCGGCACGAGCAACGGAAACGUGCCUUACCCGCAGCAGAACUCUCUACCUCACAACUGCACAGCCGCCAGUCACCCCAGCACCAGCAGCACUACCAGUAGUCCCAGUCACGCAGACGAGACAUGGAGGAGCCAACAACGCAACACUACCACUCAGGGGCUUCACAAAGGUCCAGGUUCACAUUCGGCGGGUCCCAAUGGAGAACCCCCUUUCUCUUCCUCCUCCUCCCCUCAGACCUCGUUCUCUUCCUCUGGCAUUCUGAAUCAGGUUGGACAUUCCUCUGGGCCCUGCACUGCCUCCUCCUCAGCCUCUUCCUUAUCCCCCACCUCUCCCCAGACCACACCCAACCACUUUCCUCAGCCUCCCCACUCUGCUACUACCUCAGGGGUCCACACCAAAGACACCACGCCUUCAGGGGGCAGCAACGGCAGCAGUGGUGCAGUUACCACUUUGCCAUCAGGUCCAGAGGCUGCCGUCAGGCAUUCCGCAGGGACGCCCCUUAGUCCCAGCACCACCCCCGCGCAGGGAUUGACUAAUCACGUCCAGCCGCGGGUGAUGGACAGCUCUGCUAGCCUGUCUCAGCCUGGCUCUCCUGCCCCCGGCGUGCUCAGUUCAGACAAUCCUCAGCUCUCAGCCUUGCUAAAGGGAAAAGCCAAUGCUACCAGUAAUGAUGAUAACAAUAACUACAGUAACCACGGAGGGCCUUCCUCAGAGAAAAUCAACAACGUCCACCCGGGUCUCCACGGUGCCGUCAAGCCAACAUCGGAGCACUCUGUGGCAUCCUCGCCGGUUUCAGCCACUGCUACGCCCUCUCCACGCUCAGCAGACCUUCACGCCACCAACAGCCUCUCCUGCCUUAACAGCCCGUCCAACACCAACAGCCAGGGGCCCACGGUCAAUGGAAAGGGGCUGGAGGACUCCCAGAGCCCAAUGAAGGUAGAGCCUUCAGGAGGCGCUCAUAAACACAAUGCCCCUGCUGGUCUGGCACCCUGGUCCUCGUUUUCCAUCUACCCCAGCUCCAGUGAAGUCCUCAAAGCAUGCAGGAAUCUGGGGAAGAACGGCCUGUCAACUAACAGCAUCCUCCUGGACAAGUGUCCCCCGCCACGACCCCCUCGCCCGCCCUCUCCUCCACUGCCAAAGGACAAACUCAAUCCUCCGACGCCCAGUAUUUAUCUAGAAAACAAGAGGGAUGCCUUCUUCCCUCCCCUCCAUCAGUUCUGCACCAACCCCACCAACCCUGUCACCGUCAUCAGAGGACUGGCUGGAGCCCUCAAACUAGACUUGGGCCUGUUCUCUACUAAGACGUUGGUGGAGGCCAACCCAGACCAUCUGGUGGAGGUGCGGACCCAGUUAGCUCAGCCCACCGAUGAGAACUGGGACCCCAGUGGCAGCAGGAAGAUGUGGCGCUGCGAGAGCAGCCGCUCUCACACCACCAUCAUCAAAUACGCUCAGUACCAGGCCUCGUCGUUCCAGGAGUCUCUGCGGGAGGAGAAUGAGAAGAAGAAGGAGAUGGAAGCAGAAGCCAGUUCCUCAGACAGUGCGAUGCGGCGACGGAAAGGUCCUUUCAAACACAUCAAGUUUGGCACCAACAUUGACCUCUCUGAUGAGAAGAAGUGGAAACAGCAGCUUCAGGAGCUGGCUAAGCUGCCAGCUUUUGCCAGGGUGGUAUCAGCUGGUAACCUGCUCAGCCAUGUGGGACACACCAUCCUGGGCAUGAACACUGUGCAGCUCUACAUGAAGGUGCCAGGGAGCAGGACACCAGGUCAUCAAGAGAACAACAAUUUCUGCUCAGUCAACAUCAACAUAGGUCCUGGGGACUGUGAGUGGUUUGCUGUGCCUGAGCCGUACUGGGGCGUCAUCAACGACUUCUGUGAAAAGAACAACAUCAACUUCCUGAUGGGGUCGUGGUGGCCCAACCUGGAGGACCUGUAUGAGACCAACGUGCCUGUUUAUCGCUUCAUCCAGCGUCCUGGAGACUUGGUGUGGCUCAACACAGGCACUAUUCACUGGGUUCAGGCCAUCGGCUGGUGCAACAACAUUGCAUGGAAUGUCGGACCACUCACAGCCCAUCAGUACAAGCUGGCAGUGGAGCGUUACGAGUGGAACAAACUGCAGAGUGUCAAAUCCAUCGUUCCCAUGAUCCACCUCUCCUGGAACAUGGCCAGGAACAUCAAAGUGUCAGACCACAGGCUCUUUGAGAUGAUCAAGUAUUGUUUGUUACGGACUCUGAAGCAGUGUCAGAUGCAGCGGGAACUGCUGUUGGCUGCUGGGAAGGAACUGGUGUGGCACGGGAGGACCCAGAACGAGCCGGCACAUUACUGCAGCAUCUGUGAGGUGGAAGUGUUUGACCUGCUGUUUGUAACCAGCGAGAGCAACAGCAGGAAAACUUAUGUGGUGCACUGCCAGGACUGUGCCCGUAGGGGGAGCACUAACCUGGACAACUUUGUGGUGCUAGAGCAGUACAAGAUAGAGGACCUCAUGCAGGUUUAUGACCAGUUCACACUUGCGAGUCCCCUGCCUUCCUCCUCUUGAUGGUAACACUCUGUUGAUCUGAGGACAGUUAGAACCACGAUGGACUUAAUCGGAAACUCUCCGGAAACCUUUUUUUUUCUUUUCUGAUAUUCAGGAAGUAAGAUGGCAGUCCUCCAACUGCGCUCUGUAGCUAUCCCAUAAGGCAGCUGCGUGAAAGCUGUGUGUCUAUGCAACCUGCCCAGAGUGGUGUGCCUCCCCCUGGUGGACUGGAGGGGGGAUGGCAGCGCCUCCUGACAUCAUGACCAGACUGUUCUACUGCUGGCCCAGCUGGACUUCACUAGAAAACACACACAAAGCCCCACAUAAAAAUGAUGAAAUAAAGUUUUGUACAUAUUAUGUUUUAACUGGCAACAUCGUCACACAAAGACUACUGACUUGAUAGUUUUUUCUUUUUUUCCAUUUUUGUAUUCUGUUUUGUGGGUUGACACGAGAACUUCGUUCCCUCCCCUCCAUGAGAUGAGUAAUUAGCAUAGCUGGUCAUUUUGUAUGUUAGACACCUUCUUGGUCAGGAAAACAAGAUAUAAACUGUUUUGUAAUGUGAAAAGUUGAGUGACACAUUCUUUGCAACAUUUCCCCCGUUUUUAAAAAUCAGUUAAAUUGUAUUUUGCUGGAACUCCGAUGAGUCUUUGGUUACGUUGGGGCGCGGGAGAGGAAAUUAUUUGUAGACAAACAGCCAAGUCAGAGAAAAAGGGUUGCACAUAGACAAAAGAGUGAACUUAAAUUUGUGUUUUUUAUUUUGAUGUAAAUUUACACUAUUUAUAAAAUGCAUAUUUAUUGCUUGAAAAUAUUUGUUGAUGGAAUGCUGUAAUUUUUUUUCCAGAGUACCUGCCAUUAAAUUUGAAGGAGCCUUGUGAUUUUAAGCUCGGCCCCUCAUACGUUUUCUAUAUAAAUAAAACUGCUUAGUAAGCAUUGUACAGAGACCUUCCCUUGAAAUGGGUUUAUUGUUUGAAGGAUGUUUUAUGCGUCAAUAAACAAAAACUGUCUUUAUUUA